AUGAAAGCAUUUUUCAAGCCUCCUAAUGGUCACCCCAGGGCAGAAAAUUUGGACAACUUCGAAAACCAAGAUAUAGAAGUAUCAGCCAGUGGCUACAGCAAGCUGAGAUUGAAGUCUUGUUCUGAUCCGUACCAUCCGCGUUCGAAGCGUUCUGUCACUGAAAAAGAGCAUCUAGAUAUUUUAAAGACUCUUACCAAAGAUAGCAUCUUGUUUAACGAUAACGAAAAAGUAAGCUGGUCGGAUGUGGGUGGAAAUGAUAUGAAAACAAGACCUCUGUAUGAACUGCUACGCUGCCUGGUUGGAAAAACCGUUCAAAAACGAGAACUUGCUUAUUGUGUAACCGACUUACAUCGCUUAAUUCGCAAUGAUAAAAGCGCACUAAAAGCGAUCACGAAACUCGUUCAAAACCGGAAUCACCAAAACUUAACUUCUUGGAGUGUCUGUGUAUCUGCUCUUGCUGCUCAUGGGAAAUACGAAGCUCAAAACGCUCUAGCUGAUGCGGUCGACCCGAGCAAGCCAAGGUCUCUCAGCUUUGAAGAAUAUGAAUCGUUGCUGGUUGCAAUAUAUUACUUACCAACCGGACCACUGCAUUCUAAUCUCUUUGAUGCCCUUUUGAAGCUGGCAUUUGACUAUACAAAAGAAGAAAGCAUCACAGCUACGGCAAUGAUGGUUUUAGCCGGCCUUUCAGAAAGAGCGAGAAAGGCAGGAUAUAAUGAGACUUUGAGUAAAAGCGUUGUAAAUGUCAUUUUUGACAGGUACAAAAACAAAUCAACUAUCUACCAUCCUGACAGUGUUGAUUAUGAAAUGCAAUUAAGAGACCACAUCUGGGCGUUUGGGAAUCUUGGCCAUCAUUCCGGACUUCCGGUAAUCCUGGACCACCUUGACCAUGACGACUCUAGCAUCCGAUCAGCGGUUAUCUCAGCAAUGCGCAAAAUGCCUCAAGAGUUCACAGAUCAUCAUCUGAUAAAAGUCUUGCACCAUGACGAACAAAGUGACGUCAAGGCGGCAGUUGUCAGUGUGUUCAUAGAGCGCCACCAGAAUUUAAGUGAUAUUGUAGUCGAAGGCUUAGAGCAUGCUAUGUGGCAUGCUAAAGAGGGAGAGGCGUUAGAUUCAGCAAUACGCGUUUUCCUAGAAAACCAUGGUAAUGAUAGCAAAGCAAAGUACUUACGUAUAAGGCGUAGCUUGAUCAAUCGCCGCAAAAGGGCAUUGAUACCAGCACUCCGCCCUCGAGAGUUCAACCUAGGCCAUUCAAAACACUGGGGUAUGAUUGUGGGAGGAGAAUGGUUGGGAGCUGAAACUGCGGUUGACUUUUCUAACAAACUUAGCCUGCGAAUUGGAAUUUUUGACGGGAAAGUUGAAGUUAAUCUUGAUAAUUCUGCACUAUUUCAAGGUCAUAUUCUCAAGCAUAGUUUUGACAUAGGGAGAGGUAAAGCCACCUUUAGGGCAUCAGCAAGCUUCAAAAACGACAUUCCUAAAGACCUCAUACAUACUGUUGUUGAUGCUGGUGACGAUCUUUCUAGGCAGUUCGACAGUAUUACAAGCGUCAUCACCAAGCACAUAGAGGAGUUUAGAAAGAAACUUGAAGGAGUAAUCCCAUUAAGCGUGGACGAGUUUACAGAAUUUGUCAACAGUAUUGAAAUUUUUUUGCAGAACUUAAAACUUCCAUUACAAGCAGUUAAAAGUACCAGAAAGGUUGUUAGUUAUUCGAAAGAAAUGCGUGCUCAUGUAAACAGAUGGAAGUCACUAAAAGAAAAAAAUUCUAAAAUACAGCGAAAUCUGGUAGAAAUUAGAAGUUUUGACGUUCCAUUUAAGAAAGCUCUUGACACCUUGGAUUGGGGUCUUGGAGUUGCUAUUGGGGUACGGAAAUACCUGCCAAACAAUUUACCUAAAGGAUUCAGCAUAAAUAAACUUCUUCACAUCCUCUGGAAAACUUCCGCCAGUCAACAAAAAGCAAAGAUCAAAGAAUAUUUUCUCAUGUUGGGGUCGUCUGUUCCUGAUGAAUUCAUUUCACAUCUUCCAUUCACUCUAACUCAUCAAUUUUCCUUUUCACUUGAGAAGUUUCAAGAGGUCUUAAAUAGAUUUCAGCGAUUUAGCAGCAAUGUUCUGCACAUGUCAUAUUUGCUGGACUCCUUCAAAGACGUAACACUACCUGUAUUAAAGCUGCGUUUCCUUAAACGGCGAGCCCCAGCGCUAUUACAAAACAGAUUUAAUUUUGGACUCACUUUUGACUGGAGGAUUAGCUUAAAAUUCAAUCUCCAGUUAAAUUCUACUGAUUUUCGGAAAUUAGCUGCAAUUCUUGGUAAUGCUGCUGAUUUUUUUGAUCUGUUUACAAAUGCUACUUUUGAUCUCGAAGAGUUCUUUCGAGAAAUCUUGCCUGGCGGAAAAUAUGAUUUGGAAAUUUACUUUCCUGAUCUGUUGAGAAAAGAAGAAUCAAAGAAAAUAAAUCAUUUUGAUUCUGCCGGCGUUUUACAAGCAUUUCUUUUGGCGUUAACAACUCAAUUCAACUCACACAUGUCGAAUGUGUCUGAUAUCAGUGCCAUUAUAAACUUCUUUCAAGAACUUGGACCCGCUAUCACGCAAUUUCUUGAGGGGAGUAUCCAGAAGACCUGCGGAAUCCGCAAGUCGGUAUUGGACUUUUUUAAUGAGCAUAAAAACUUCCAAAGGGAAGGGAUCUCUGAUCUAAAGGAAGUUGAGGAGGCAGCUAAAAUGGCCCUUAAGGAAUUGCAUAACUUUACAAUGCUGGUGGAAAAUUUGGUAGACAAAGUAGAAAGUAAUUUCACUGUUAUUGCCAAAGAAUUACUUUCAGCCUCAAUGCAGGAACUUACCGUUAAAAUGGCCUUUAUUAAGGAUCUAGCCAAUAAUAUCUCGACGUUUACAAAUGGUACUCAAUCGGGAGUGAGUGGGUCAUGCACCAAAGCUUCAAGAUUCUCAGUCGACGUAAUCGAUGAGGUACAAGCUAGCGUCCGUCAGACACUUAAAGAGCUUAAGUCUUUUACUGGACCUGUGGCGAGUAAGAUGAAGACAGCUGGAACAAACGUAAGACUUGCUGUUACGAACGUGGAAGCUUGGUACCAGGAAAAUAUGGCAGGUCGCGACGGAAAGAUUUCCGGCGUUGCUCAAAUUCUAUCAGACUUUCUUUCAGUUCUAGGUACGAAAAAGGGUUUUGUUAACAACGUUGAAGAAAUAGCUUCUUCCAUCAACAAAGCGUUUAAGCAUCUAAAAAAAAUUCCACAAUUCACAUCCAAGACAAGGAAAACCGUAAACGAGGUCAUACAUUUUGCAGAUAGAGCCCAAGAAUAUACCGAUGAAAUUAGGAAGCUUGAUUUGCGAAAACAGUUUGGAACUGACUUCGACAAAGCAAUAACGCGUACUUGUAGUGAGUUUCAGAACAUCGCUACCAAAACUCUGAAGAAACUCAGACACUUAGAUGUGGGGAAAGAGGUUAACUCCAUUUUUAAACAAGAAUCCAACAUAUUUAUUUACAGGGCUUCAUCAAAUCUCAGAGCGGUAAUAGUUUCUGUGAGCGAAAUUCAAAUGGAGGUGAAAAAAAUCCGCUCUAUAAUCACUGAAUUUAGCGCAGUUCUACGCGAUUUAAAGCCAUUUAACAAGAAUCUUUUGCCCUUAAGUGCAAUUUUACAAAAGCUACCAGAUUGUAAGGAGAUUGAAAAAACGAUUUUGGAUAAUAAUAGGUUUUGCGUUCAUAAAGCACAAGUUUUUGGUAGAACCUUAUCACAUCAGUACAAAGACUUAAAAGCUGAAAUAGAGGUACUCAACAACCUGGUGUCAGAUGUGUGGAAGAACUUUAAAAUCCAGAAAUGUUUAAAUGGUGGUAGUUGCAUUUCCAAAGUUUUCAUAGAACAAGGAAAAGUUGUGAAAAAGAAAGCAAACUCUAUAAAAGUAAAGCUUGACGAAGUUAGUGGAUACUCUGAAUCACUUAAAACAUGUGAAGAAAAUGUAGACACCAUAACGGCAGUGUUUCACGUCAUAAAGCUAAUUGCUGAAGAGGUCCGCAACUUGACUAACAGAGAUAGCUUCCAGAGAGUAAGGGCCUUGUUGCAAAAAACCGCAGGUCGAAAGCCGGGAAAAAGUGAAAAUUACCGUCAAAAAAGGGACCUCAAAAAUGAAAAAGCUGCAAAUGAUCUAAUCUCUGACUAUAUAAAAAAAGCCAGGACGACCAACAUUAAAUUACAAGCUUUUCAAGAAAGUACGUUUCACACGCUGCGCAGCGUGCAUGACGACGCUAUAGACAGGCACGCUAAAACACUCGUAACUUUACGUUCCAGGCUUCAGCUUUCUUAUCAACUGUGGCAGAAAAGUCGAAAUGUGGACAAGGCUCUGCGGACCUUAGAAAUCGCUUGUGAAAACGCAAUUAGAUUUGCCGAAAAGUUCGAUCAAGUGGCUUCUUUGGUUGCAAACCCAACUAUCAGCUUGCUGACUGGUACAGAAGAGAUCACUGAACGUGUCAAACCCUUUCUUGACCAGUAUAAAUCAGAGGCCAGUGAAGCUGUUGCUAAAGUGAACGGGCUUGUAGACAAAACCAGCGAUUUUUUAAACAAGAUUCAAACUAGACAGAGAGGUUUACAUCCCAGCGAGUAUAAGCGAUGGCAAAGCAUACAUUAUUGUUCUAAAGACGUCUGCCUGCGUUCUAUUAGAAGAUCAUCAAACCUUUAUUUGUCGACCAUUUUUCGUUGGAAAUUUCCCCAUCUUGAUGAUCUUUCAUCCAUGCCGAAGGCCGGUCGCUGGUUAACUCCCGGGUUGUUUGAUGAUUAUAAAGUGCAAGGAAUUUCUGAACUUUCCAAUAACCAAAUGGUGCUUGGAAUGUAUGGUGUUUCAAGUAAUGAAGAAAAAGCAUCUCUCCUUGUUGUCACAAACUUUGGCGGGGGUGUGAAGAAAAUCGUUCAACUUUUUAAACAAGGCCAUCCUUUGCCGGUAAAAAUCGGUGGUGUUGCCCUAGCUAGAAAUUACAUAUGGGUGAGUAAUUACAAAAGCAAUGAAAUCAUUUCUAUCAAAAAAUCCCUUUUUCAAUCCACUUUAACCUCAGCUAAACCUUCUCGGAUUGAUAUCUCAAAGAGAGAAAUUGUUAAAGGAACGGCGACAUCUGUUUCUUAUGAUACAUUAAGCAAUAUCUUGUGGAUUACCAGUGAUGAAGAAGGGAAGGCGUAUGGUUAUAAACUUUCUGCAAACGGUGACAUGCCUUCUUCUGGCUUAGCUCUAUACAGAGUAAUUUACAUAGGAAAAAACGUAAAAGGAAUGAUCAUUGUGAGGCAAUCUGGUGGGGAGUACGCAUGCAUCUCAAGAUGUGCACUAAUUGCUGGAUUUCAAUGCAGACUUGAGUUUCACGACCUUAACGGAGGCGACACAACGAGUGAAAACACUCUCGCAAGAGUGGUGCGAACUCCUUCUGGCUUAGAAUCUGUCACAAGAAUUGAUAACGAGGUGAUUGCUGUUGCGUUUUCAAGCGGUACCCUCGCUGAGAAAGAGAACGUAGAACUCACAGGUGGAGACUAUGAAGACAGGUACUUCAAACUGAGGCUGCCAAUCUUAAAGACUAUGUUAGCAAUAAACGAAAAUUGCCUUUACUUCAGAUUACUCGGUGACAACAUUUUACGUCCACGAAAAAUUUUUCCUAUUGGAGAUGUUAAAUGUGGGUCAAAACGCAAGCGAAGUAUCUUUGAACAGCUAAUGGAAUCAGAUGUCUAUCACGAAAGACUUGAAGAAAUUCAUCAUUCAACUAUUAGGAUACGAAGAAGCCUUGCAGAUGUAGCCUACUGUAAGAGCAUAAUGGAGGCGACGUUGUUAAGCAAUUCUGUUACUUUUUUUAGCGUGGAAUUAACUAUCUCUGUGUUUGGAAUACCUAUUAGUUUUUUUGCAGGAGCAAGUGGCCAUUAUAGUGUUGGUUACAAGGCAGAAUUGUGUAUGAAGAGCAAAAUGAUUAAACUGGGCCUUAUACCAGGGGCGUGGGUUAGAGCUUACGCCGGUGCAAGCUUGUCGCUUGUAUUAAUUAAAGUUGGGGUUACCGUUGAAGCUAGACUGCUCGAGACCUAUCUAGUACCGACAUUAAGCGUAGAAGUUAGCCAGUGGCCCGUGCAAGCAUGUAUCGAACUGAAACUGGCCAUGACACCUCUUAGCAUAAGAGUAUACCUUUGGUAUAGAUUUAGAUCGGUUGAAGUCGAUGCUUGGAUUAUUGGAAUAGACAUUUCCUUCGGCUGGGGGCGAGAAAGAGUAUUUCAAGAAUGGACGUGGUCAAAACAGCAAAUAGAGUUAACUAUGUUCACUAAUUGCGAGAGAAAAAAAGAUAUGACGCGCCCAAAAGUCGGACGUUGUAAAGCACAGCAGAUAGCAGACAAGACAUACUUUGUUCAGUGGCAUGGAUUUCAUGAAGACACAAUGAUUAAAUCCUACUUUGUCAAUAUCGGAUCUAUAAAAGGCUCGGGUGAUGACUUCUCUACCUGGGCUGGUAUAUCACGUAGCUUGGUGGUCAAAGAACUUUCUAUCAUGCAUACCAGAAACGUAUUUAUAAGUGUCAUGGCAACGAAUGAAGAAGGGAUGGACAGCUCUCUGGCUUACUGCUCAUUAUUCCAAGCAAGGAGGAAGAGUCCACAAAUUCGUUUUGUUCGUGACGGUACUAUACAAGAAAAAGAUGUUGAUUAUCAGUCCGAUACACAUUCCUUGGCAGUAAAUUAUGCUUUUAAAAGUGAUUUAAGUGAGGUUGUAAAUCUGAAAUGGGGAGUUUCUUCGCAGGCCCUGUGCACGUUUGACGAAUCAGAGACAAACGUCGUACCAUUGUCAUCCCUUGGAGAUUAUAGCUCUAUUCAAGUAUCUGGCUUAAGUCUUCAACAUGGAAAAAAAUACUUCACUCGUGUGUAUGCGAUGAAUCAAGUUGGACUAAAGGCAGUUAUGUGCAGCGAUGGUGUCUUAAUAGACAUAACUCCACCAAUACCAGUAUCAUUUCAAGACGGUACUGGGGAUGUCGAUGCUCAGUUUAUUCCAUCAGUAUCACGUGCCCGUGGAAAAUUUCAACCGUUUAAUGAUCCAGAGAGCCCAAUGAUAGAGUAUGAAUGGAAGAUUAAGGCAAACAUGUCUGGAAAUUUUAAAGAUAUCACUCCAUUCGUCAGAAUACCUCUGACCCAACAGGAACCGCUAAUGGAAGGCCUCUCUCUCACUCCUGGCACUUUAUACAGGCUUGUACUUCGUGGAACUAAUGCAGCGGGGCUUCAAUCAAUAAUUGAAACGAAUGGAUUCAAACCAGACGUUACACCACCUUUUUGCGAAGGAAAUGUAGUCGACGUCACGAACGAGACUGACACAGAUGACGUAGAUGUUGCGGGAGAUUUAGAAAUCAUUCAAGCAAAGUGGAAGUGUUUUGAUCGUGAAAGCGGCAUCAACUCUCAAAGUUUAGGUAUAGGAACAUACCCGGGGGGUGAUAACCUAAAAGCAUUUGAAGAUGUAACGUUCUUUUCGCAAACCAUAGAGAAAAGUGAAAUGUUCUACGUAAAGUUUUACAACGUGACAAUUCUACCAAAAGUUCGAUAUCACGUCACAGUAAGAAUUAUCAACGGGGCCGGCCUGAGGAAAACGAUCACAUCAGACGGCAUUUUGGUUGAUAUAACUCCCCCUACUGUUGCGUCUUAUUAUAUCAAAGAUGGCGAAAGUGGAAAGGACAGAAACUUUACCAGUGAACGUUUCACGUUUACGGCACAUUGGGAACAAGCCUUCACCGAUGCUGAAAGCGGAGUGGUUGAAUAUCGUGCUGGACUCGGAACAAAACCUGGAGUAGCUGAUGUUAAGGCAUUGCAUGUUUUAGGAUCGCAAACCAAUGUGACAGUAUCAGGACUUCUCCUAGAAAGCGGUCAGGUGUAUUACAUGACAGUUGUUGGUUGUAAUGGGGUGGGUAUGUGCGUCAACGCCAGUAGCAACGGUAUGACCGUUGAUUUUGUUCCUCCUAAUCCUGGAAAGGUAAUCACGGGACUAAAAGGGCCUCCAGUUUUAUAUCAGUGGAUAUCAAAGUCCGUUUGGGCGCGGUGGAAAUGGUGCUCCGCGGAUGAGAGAAGAAGUCAAAUUCUCUUGAAUUCCAGCAGGUGUAGCGAAGACAGCUUCUAUGACAUACACAGUGGAAUAAGCAUGUUUAGUAUAUCGGUAAUUUCUCAAGAAAAUAAAAAGCUUCUUAGUCCUUUUAGGCCAGUCGGGACUCAGAGUUAUAGUGGCCGUAGUAUUAGCAUGGACGAUGGAGUGUACUCAGUAGCUAUUGAAGCCACAGACAAAGCAGGUAUUACCUCCCAAGGUUUUUCAAACACAUUUAUUGUUGACAGCAGUCCCCCGUUAAUAACACUUGUACAACAUGGAUAUUUUGGUGAAACAGUGGAAUUUGUGAACACCACCGUUAUCAAGUUUCGCUCUUAUUUUAUUCUCGAAGACGAUCUCUCUGUAAUAACAGCUUGCAAAAUUGGGGUUGGAACCUAUUCUGGUGCAGACGACGUCGUGAAAUUUCAAACGUUCUAUCUACGUAAACACACCUCAACGUUGCGUGCUAACUGGACUUCCUCUGUGCCAACAACUCUGGAAAACCACAGACGUUAUUUUAUCACCGUAUUAGCCAGAAACAGUGCCGGCCUUUUAACAAUAAAAUCCUCUUUUCCCAUCUUAUCUGAUUUUGAAGCUCCUAAAUAUGGAUUGGUAAUGGAUGGAUGGGGCCCCAGCGAUACUGAAUAUCAAAGCUUCUCAUCUCUUUACCGAGCACACUGGUAUGGGUUUACGGAUUUCUCGGGAAUUGAAACCACAUAUUUGGGUUUGUCCAGUAAAGCAGGUGGUAGCUGUGAUGUAAAACAGGAAGAACUGGUGCCGAGUAAUUCAGUCGCUUACGUUUUGUUUGGAUUAUCUUUGGCUUCUGGGAAGAAAUAUUACGCAUGUCUCAAACUUGUGGACAGAGCAGGAAAUGUUGCGUAUUUUCAUUCCAAUGGUGUAGUGGUCGAUUCCUCUCCUCCUCUGACAGGGUUUGUUAAUGAUGGGCCUUUGGACCAAGAUGUCGACGUACAGACUGAUAGUUCAGUUCUUAGAGCUUCUUGGGCCAACUUUUCAGAAAACGAAACAACGAUCGCGUCAUAUCAUCUGGCGUUUGGAUCAGCUCCAGGAGCCCAAGACAUCCAAGAUUUUACAAACGUAGGACUGGUUAACACAUCACCAAGUUCACGACUUAAGGUUCAAGAACUAAUAAAUGGCGAACGCUAUUACGCGACAGUGAUAGCUUAUAACAUACUCGGAAUACCCAGCUCCAUGGUCUCUUCAAACGGGGUGUUAGUGGAUUUCACACCUCCGAUUUUCUCUCAGCCAACUCGCGAUGGUGAAGAUCCCAUCAGCGAUCGUAAUUACACUUCUCAGAGCUACUUGAAGGCAACAUGGACCUGCCUAGAUCCAGAAACUAAUGUUUCAUCAAUUGAAAUUGCCUUUGGUUUGCAGCCUGGGCAAACAGACGUUGUUAAUUUUACAAGCCUCUCGGUUUCACAAACUUCGUUCAUAAUCGGUCACAAACUAAAGCUGGGUUAUCGGUAUUUUGCCACUGUUCGAUGUACGAACAAACUUGGCCUCGCAGUUGUUUCUUUCUCGAAUGGCAUUGUAUAUGACGAUACCCCUCCCACUUUAGUUUACCUGAAAGAUGGUGACUAUCAGAGCUCAAACAGGACAUUACUUAUAACGCUUAAGUUUGUUGAUGCAGAAAGUGGUGUCCAUGCAUAUAAAGCGCAAGUGUGGACACAUUCUGCUGGCUCUUCGCUGGAUUCAUAUGGCUCAUUUACAAUUCCUGUUAACGUUACCAGUGCAACGUUACAGCUUUAUAAAGAACUUAUUACUGGGACAACAUAUUACGUUAACGUGACAGCUGUGAACGGCGUUGGCUUGGAAGCAACACAGCAGUCAGACGGGUUCAUCGUUGAUAUGACACCUCCGGCAUGCUCCAAGGUUUGGGAUGGAAAUGCUGAUUCUGAGGAUGAACAGGAAUUUGCUACCAGUUCAAGUCAAUUGAAAAUAUCCUGGGUGUGUUACGACAACGAAUCGUCUAUAACACAGUAUCGAUUUGCGGUUAAAGAGGUGUAUAAAUCAGAAUAUCUAUUUCCAUUUCACGCUUUGAAAUCACGCGUUAACUCUUCCGGAUCGGCAGUUAUCACGGGUGAAGGCCGAACUACCAGAGAAAUUUUGAAAGGUCACAUUUACAGUAGUGGAAUUGAGAUCGAAAAUUCAGUUGGUAUGAAAACAGUUUACUGGACAAAUGGCGUCACGAUUGACAACACAUCUCCUUUACUUUUUGGUCUUCAUCUCACGCUUUUUUCUCAGAGGGAAUUACUUACAGCAGAUUGGUCAGUUAGUGACGAAGAAAGCGGCCUGAAAUCUCUAUCGUGGGGACUUGGGACAACUCCAGAAGCAAAUGACAUCAGAAACUACACAGUAAUCUCACCCAUAAACACAAAGGUAUCCGUGUUAACAUUCUCUUUUCCACAGGGGAUAACUUGCUUUUUGAAUUUAUUGGCGAUUAAUAACGCUGGAUUAUCAAGCAGAAGCUCGUCGAACGCUGUAAUCAUAGACCGCUCCGCCCCCGAUCCUGGAGUUGUAGCUGCAUAUUACGCUUUUCCGCCUAAUUAUGAUCGAAGCAAGAACAAAGUACCAAAUUCUACUCUUGCAGUUAGUUGGACAGGCUUUGCCGAUCUUGAAAGUGGAAUAAAAAUGACCAGUUGGGCUGUCGGAACAAAUCUUUUAAAACUGAAACGAGCGGACUCGGAUCGUUACACCAAAGUAGUUCCCAAAGAGUCUAUUGGCGGAGUCAUCAUUCGAAAUCAAACACUGUGGGGAAAUAGCACAUAUUUUGUCUGUGUACGAGUGACAAAUGGAGUUGGACUUCAUAAAACAGAUUGCUCGACAGGAAUGCUGAUCAUAUUGGGUCAACUUUCGGCUGGUGUGGUAAGUGACGGUCCAAUAACCUCAGCGGAUGACAUCGACUUCCAGCUGGACGACAAAGCAAUUUGGGCACAUUGGGAUGGUUUCGAGGACCCGGUGUAUGAUAUCCAAGGUUAUAAUUGGUGUAUCAGAGAUCACCCACCAAGUUUUCCUGGGUCAGAUAUAUGUAAGUGGACUUUCACAGAAGUCGCCCAUUUGAAAACAAGCGCUAGCCGCUUUCACAACCUGACACUCUUGCAUGGAAACAAAUAUUUCGUGACAGUGAAGGCUGAAAACACCAGAGGCAAUACCAUAAUGUCGUCUUCAGAUGGUGUAGUUAUAGACCGGACACCUCCAAUCGGAAAAGCAAUAAAGAUCUCACCAUCAUCAGGCAAGGAUACCUUGUUUAUAACCUCACAAUUGGCCCCUAUAGUUACCUGGUCGAUUGAUGAUCCAGAAAGCGGUAUCAGCCACUUUACUAUCGCCAUUGGUAGCUUGCCUUUUCAGGAUGACCUCUUAUCUAUUCAGCAUGUUGACAGACUGAGUCACUCUAUAGAUUUAAACCUCGCAAACUUUACCGUUCAUGAAGGCCUUUCAUUUUUUGUAACUGUUACUGGUGUUAACAUGCUUGGAUUGGAGACCUCUCUAGUCUCACUGGAGGUCGUGAUGGACUGGUCACCCCCUAGUGUUGGUUCAAUCAUAGAAGGCAAACUGACUGAUCAACUGUCCCAAGCAUUAAACCACAGCGAUGACCAAAGAGAGGAAGCGACACUGUUUUGUCACUGGAGUAGAUUUCAAGAUUCUGAAAGUGACGUUAUGGAGUAUCGCUGGUGCUUGGGAACAUCACAAGGUAGGAACUGUAUAUAGUUUUUUAUUUAUAGUGGAAAACUGCAUUUAACAGAACCUCAUGUAAAACGAAAGACCGUAAUUCUAAGCUUUCUUUCCAUAUUUCUGUGAACGAACCUGAAUCACGCGGACACUGGCGAGCGUCCGGCGAACUUCAGUCUUAAGUAUAAUAAACUUAACAUUAAUUGGUUUGUAAACCCAAUUCUUUCUUUCAACGAUAUCGAUAGCACAUGUUACACUUGACAGCCGCAAAAUGACGGGUUAAACUUUCACCUUUUUGAAGAAAGGAAACUGUAUAUCAAGAAAAAGGUCACUGGCCAUUUACGAGAGUAAAAUACAGGAAGUAGGCACACUUAAGGCAAUCUUUAGCGCGCUCUAUAUAUCUGUCUUGGCGCUAAAUUGUGACAUAAAUCACUUUCGCGAAAAAUGGGCUUACAAACAAUUAUACAACCAGUCAGUGUUACACCAAACAUGUUCACCACUGCAACAAGAAAAAUCAUCAUCAACUAGCCCUUAUGCCUUUAAGAGUCGAUCAGGAAACCUUCCCUCCUAAAUUCGAGCUAUGUGGCUUCUGUCACGCUGAUCUCACAGGGAUGAAGCUCUUCAUUAACAGACUAUUUGUGGGUCUACUUCGUUUUUUAUUACGAGGAGACAAAUAAACUGUACCGAUCCGAAAAAUAUAAUACAAAGGUUAGUUUUAAGGUGUACACCCUUACACUCAUCAGCAACAGAAGACUUAAUGGUUCCUUUAUAUUUUUUCAGGCUCUUGUGACGUGAGAAGCAUGGUUUCAGCCGGAAUUGGCACAUACGUGGAACACACAAUCAUUCCUCAAGAGAACUCCCAGUAUUUCUUUACUCUCGAGGCAAUCAAUGGAGCUGGUCUUAAAAGAAAAACCACCUCUGAUGGCAUAAUAGUUGACACAUCUCCACCCGUGAUAGCGGGGAUCUAUCAUCGCGCCGAAAGGGAAGAACAGAAUGUGAAUCAAGCGAUUUUGCAAAACGACGGUGAGCAAUUAUCAUUUUAUUGGGAUGAACCCUAUGACGUGGAAAGUGGAAUUUCAUAUGUAAAGUGGUGUGCAGGUACAGCUAAUCAUUUAUGUGAUGUAGUUCCUUUGACGCUCAUAGAAGAUCCAAAAGUUACUUCACGAAACCACUACCUAUCUAGAUCACUGACUUCUGGUACAGUUGUUUUCAUGAUGCUAGCAGUCACAAAUGGAGUAGGUUUGAAAACGGAAGUAACUUCCCUACCUCUGCUAAUUGAUACCACACCACCAACGCCAGGGAACGUUACAGUAGGAAAUACUUUCGAAACCAAGUACUUUAAGAAUGGUGAUCUAAUUACAGCCAAAUGGACUGGUUUUGUUGAUAAUGAGAGUCAUUUGAACUACUUCGAGUGGGCCAUAUGCCAGGCAAGUAACACAGACGAAUGCCUUAGUCCGUUUGUGAAUGUAGGUAUUAGAACUAUCCUGGAGAUCGAUGCUCUCGGUCUUUCUUACGGCGUGUCCUACGUUGUAAUUGUGCGAGCCUUCAACAAGGCUGGACUGUUAACAGAAGCUGGCUCGAAUCAAUUUAUAGUAAAUGGGAAGGAACCAUCCACUGGAACAGUCUAUGACGGGAAGCAGAGAAGGAAGGACAUCGAAUUUCAAAGCUCUACCAGUCAAAUUUCAGCCAACUGGUCUCCAUUUCUUGACAGUGAAGGUAACAUUGUUGAGUAUAAAAUGUGUGUGGGAGGGAAACUAGGAGUCUGCGAUAUGGGUGACUUUGUUAGCGUCGGUAUUAAACUCAAAGGAAUAAUAAGCGGUCUAAGUUUGCAGCAAAACAAAAAAUACUUUGUGACCGUGCGAGCAACGAGUGAGUCAGGCUAUACAACAACAGCAACAUCCAAUGGAGUUACAGUCGAUAAUACGCCUGCUGCCAAAGGUAACGUAAGAGACGGUAACACACUUACAGAUAUCGACUACCAGGCAGAUAACAAAUACAUCUAUGCUAACUGGGAUGAUUUCAGGGACGAUGAAUCAGAAGUUGUAAGUUACACGUGGUGUGCAGGAACAAGAAAAGGUAUCUGUGACCUCGUCACGGAAACCGACGAAGGAGAUCGCACUAGUGUUAGUCAGCAGGUUCACCCGCCACUUCCCGAAGGAAUAGAGAUCUUCGUCACUGUAAACGCCUUAAACAACGCAGAGAUAUCCAGUAUUUCAUUUUCGGACGGAUUUCAAGUAGACAGCAGUCCGCCAGUUUUCUCAAAGGUAACUUUGUUUAACCCCUUUACAGUUUUCCUCCAAGGGUCAACUCUUAUUUUAUUUUUUUGAUUGCUAUUUUGCACGAAAUUUACAUUCAAAAUCUCUCCCGUAAGAGUUUUAGAAGUGUAUGAUUCAAUUUUAUUCAUAUCUCGUUAAGGUUCCCUAGAGUUUUAAAUUAGUUAUAGUGGUUAUAGCCGUCGUUCUUCAUUUACGCUUUCGUUCUUUUUGCUUCUCUUUCUGCUUCUGUUCUUGUUUCUUUUUCUUUGUAUUCUCUGUUAUCUACAGAUUGGUUCAGUUUAUACAGUUUGCAGUAUUUUUAUCAUUAUUUUUAAAGGUGGAGGACUUGCAGCUCAGUACAGGUAACAAUGACAUCGACUUCCUCACUGUCAAAGAAGACUACUGCGUUAAGUGGAGUGUCGCAGACGCUGAGAGUGGUAUACUCACAACUGAAGUGUCGGUGUGUUCUAAAAUGAACCCUGAGGACUGUUUGGUCAAGGGUCUUGACGUUGGCAAUCAAACAUCCAUCUGUAUAUCUGACCUUGAAUUCAAUGAAGGCUACGAGUAUGUUACCAAGAUUCGCACUGAGAAUAAGGUUGGGCUAUUCACAGAACUAUUCUCAGACGGGUUCGCAGUGGACACCACUCCUCCAUUCAUAGGCGAGGUUGUAUAUACUCACCACUCAUGGGCAUCUUUGAAGGGGACUGAAGUUUAUACACAUUCUCAAAUUGCUGUCCAGUGGGAUGGUUUCGUGGACCUGGAAAGUGGCAUUCAAGCGAGUUACGUCUGUCUUGGAACUAACCCAGGGGAAUGCAACAUCAAGAACUUUACAGACGCGAAGAACGAUACUUUUUUUAUUUUUGAAGACUUGCUGCUAAAUCAAGGAGAAACUUACUUUGUUUCUGUCAAGGUAGAGAACAAGGCUGGGCUGACCAGUGACGUUAAGCCAUCUGACGCGAUUGUUAUUGACAAGACAGGUAGAGUAAACAAUAGAUUCUGGCAUUAAAAACUGGUUAUCUUUAUCCCAUAGACAUUUGUAAUUAAAAACAAAAAAAAAAAGACGAAACUUGCAUGGUUUAUUUUCAUUUGAAGGUCUUACCAUAAGACAAAUCGGUUACGGUGUGUAAAACAAAGACUUCACAUUUUUCUUACCCUGUUUCUCAUUUUAUCUUAAAGGACCUUUUAAUGAAGGUGUUGUACGAGAUGGAAAUAUAAAAAGUCAAGAUAUCGACGUUCAACAAAGCAGAACAAAACUAGCAGCACACUGGUAUGCAUUUGAAGAUCUAGAAAGUGACGUCAUUGCUGUCACAUGGUGCGCAGGACUGUCAGCAGGUGCUUGUGACGUCGUCAAAGAAACGCAAAUGGACCCUGGUAGUACUUCUGUUGACAAAGUACUAACAAAGCCGAUCAUAACUGGUGAGAAGUAUUAUUUGACGGUCACAGCAACGAACGGCGCUGGCGUGACUACUUCAACUACAUCAGAUGGCGUGAUAGUUGACGAUACACCACCCUCAGCUGGUACUGUAAUCGAUGGAGUUGACUCAGAUGAGGAUUAUCUAAAUGGUGAAGAUGACAUCACAGCACAUUGGGUUGGCUUUGAGGACUUGGAAUCUGGCAUCGACUCUUAUGAAGUCGCUUUAUGUGAUUCUAGGAACUUGUCGUUCUGUAGUCAGCCAUUCACCGGGGUUGGAAAGGCAACCAACGUUACCUUCACAGGUAGGGAACUCAUAUUUGGAAUACAUAUCCAGUAGUAGGACAUCUGGUUUAAGCAAAUAUCUAACUGUUUUGGCAGCUGUGUUUGGAGUUCUCUAGAACAAUUACUAACUACAAGACUUAACCGCAAAAAGUAUGCAAAAUAUAAUUAUAAAUAUUUUUUGUGGGUGGCCUCUUGUAAUUUUUUAGCAAAGAAUAACUUACGUCAUCCAUCUAGCUAGGGGUCUUCAUAUUGAACACUGCGUUAGGGCCAAGCCAAAGGAGGGUGGUUUAAAUUACAAAAUCUAAAACGAAAAAAGUACGAAACGAGUGCUACAAUGAGUAAGAUAAGUACAAGUUGUUCAUAUAUUGAAAUCUGUAAUGUGGACAAAACACUUUUCACGUCUUAUUUUGACAGGUUUAGAUCUCCAAAGCGGCGCACAAUACAGGUUUAUCGUAACAGCCGUAAAUCGCGCUGGACUCAAAGUUGACGCUUUCUCCAACGGUUUUACGGUUGAUUUCACUCCUCCUACGAUAAGCAAAGCAUGGGUUGGAAAUGAGACCAGUAAUCUGCUGUACCAUUCAGAUUCCAGUCGGAUAACCGUAAGGUACCGAAACGUCAUUAUAACCUCCGCUGAAAGAACUGUUUAUAUAUAGUUAUAGACAAAGUGUAGGAAAGCUUGAUGAAAUUAGUUUGAGGAUUUUAAGAGAGAAUCUAUGAGCUUCUACGUAUUUCAGUCCAGUGUGAAGAAAAUCAGGAACAUAUAAGAUAAUGUGAGUCAAAGGGAUUUUCAGAAAGUACCAGUUUGCUUUAUUUCUAUGGACAAAACUGUCAGUCUGGUUAUCUAUGGCAAUUGCUUAGCGGGGUAACAAUUCAGACUGGACUAAAACCAUAAAAUGUUUGUUUGUGUGAAAUCCCGAUCUCAAACAAACUGCUUUAUCACAAGAAACGUUUUAAGUUUAUUUAAUUUUCAUUUAAGUUCUGCCAGCGCGGAUACGAAGUCAAAAACACACCACAAGUAGGAAAAUUUGUCUUGAAAAGAUUGGACAGUUUUUAUUACAUUUCCGCACGCUUAACUGAUCUCUCAAGCUCUAAAUUAAGGAAUCUCAGUGAAUCUGACAAAGUGGGUAACAAAUUAACGGCAAAGAAGCUGUGAAAGGUUUGAACCCAGGGGUCAUUUCAUAAGUAGGUUGAGUUUGAUCGUCUGGGUGAACGUAGUCCUGAACAGGACUUUUGUUGAUGUCAGUUACUGACGUUUCGACCACCUGUGCGGUAGUCAUCGUCAGAGUCAAUGUGAAAUGUAUCACGUCAUUUGAUGGUAUUAAACUCUGUUUAUUGACCUGAUUGGUCAAUUAAUUUGCCAUGUUAUUAGUCGUUCUCUCGUGGUUGGUUUUGCUUGAUUCCGUCAACCAGUCGUUUGUACGUUGCUGGUAACUGUUGUCUACGAUUCAGUGGCGAUUGUUCUAAGUUAGAAAACCAGCUUUCUGAAGUGAGUCGUUGACAUGUCGGAGAGUCCCAUUCGAUUUGAUAUUUCGCCUGUAAAUGGUGCUCAGCAAUGUGAUCGUUGACGUCACCAUUACUCGUCGUUCGUUUAUGUUCGGUCAGUCACGUGCCAAGGUUUCUGCCGGUUUCACCAAUGUAAGUAGCCUAGCAGUCGCAGCAUUUGAUCUUGUAUACUGCUCCCUGGAUGUCCUUCGGUUUGUCUUUGUCCUUGACAUUAGUUAGUAGACGUCGUAAAGUGGCUAUCGGUUUGUGUACAACACGUAUAUUUUAAGGUUGUAGUAUACGUGGCGAUGGUUUCAGAAGUGCCUCUGAGGUACGGUAUAGUCGCGAUCAUAGUCAACCUACUUAUGACAUUUACGAACGUUAAACUGGAAAAAAAAGCGUGAAGAAUAGUACAAACUUACGCCUUUCCGGUAGCUUAAGUCGGAGCGCAGUCGCCAAAAUGUAUGACGUAUACAUAAGGUGAUAGCGCGAAACAUCGGUCAUUUAUUUAUUUAUUCAUUUAUUUCAGCUGGAUCACCUUUAUUGACCUCGAAAGUGGAAUGGAAAAAUAUGAAGUGUGCCUGAGUUCUUUUGUUCAGAAUUGUUCAGUCACGUCCUUCAUUGAUGUUGGAAUAAACAGAAGUUAUACAAUUGAUGGAUUACAGCUUUUGCAUGGAAAAACCUACCACGCGAUUGUGAGAGGUAUUAACAGAAUUGGCAUGUACUCUGAAACGAAAACUGACGGGGUUUUGAUAGAUCUGACACCGCCAACGCUUAAAGGCAAGAACCAAGAGAUCUCCCCGGUCCGGUUCAGGUGCACCGAAGAACACUUAAUGUCCGGCUGGAAUGAAUUGGAGGACCUUGAGAGCGGAGUAGCGGAGUAUAAAUGGUGUGUCGGAACGGCAAAGACGUCAUGUGACGUGGUGCCUUUAAAAUCGGUUGGAAAGGAAACCAGAGGCGCCGCUAUUGUAAAUAGACUUCGUUCGGGGUUGACGAUUUUUUCCAUUGUGUAUGGUGUAAAUGGGGCAAAGCUUAAAAAACAAAUAAUAUCAGAACCUUGCACGGUAAUAACAGGAGCACCAAAACUAGUGGAAGUUAUCGAUACUUCAAAGUUAGAGACAAGCAAUUUCAAAGAUAUUGACUGGCAGGAUACCAUCCAAGGCCUGUCACUUAGCUGGAAUGUCGUAGGGAAAUACCUUCGUGAAGUUUCUCGCUUGCGCAUUCAAGUGGCUGUGACAACUUCAUCCUCUAACAUUUCUGUGCCACGACUAAUUGACACAAAAUCCUGGAAUGGUGAGCUUCUUAAACAGCCAUACAUGGAAGUACUACCUUGGUAUCAAAAUGUUACGAUACAAAGUAUUCCUUUUCAGCCUUGGAACCGCUACCGUGGUAUAGUCAAGGUUUGGAACGAGGGUGGUAUAUACUCUGAAGCUUCAAGCGAUGGAGUAAGAAUCGAGCCAAGUCCCCCACCUAAACGCAGUCUUAAAAUCCGUGACAAAGCUGCCAAAGUUGAGCAUUUACGCUGGUGGCCAAAUCUGAGACUUUCCCCUCUUAACCAGAGUGCAGCAUCUCUGAAUAUCACAUACAUGUCAUCUCCAGCGGACUUGGACCUUAUCGUUAGGAGUGGUGUGUCAAACAGGACGUCCAACAAAACUGAUAGUCUUUUUAGCCCAACGGCAGAAUAUAAAAUCGUUGUCAAGAGAGCUUCAAGUAGCGAAAAUAACACAAACACGACCGUCCAGUCCAGAACGAUGAAAGUUAUCCCUGGAUUCUCUGAUGCAGAAGGCCCGUGCUGCGCCAGAAGGUCUGUAAAGACACCCACCGUCUUCAGUGACACGCACUUGAAGCCAGCAUUACCAAGCGAAGACUUUGGAGUCUCCAUCGCUAAUUUACCAAAUGACUGGAUAGCCAUUGGAAGCAAAAAUAAGGUAGUCAUACAGUCACUUGGAACCAAAACUGCUUCUCAUUCUAUUCCACUGAAGAGCGGAUCAGAUCCUAAUGCAAGAGUUAAGAUAGCCUCAUAUGGAAACAGACUUAUUUUUCUUCUAAACGGCAAAGUCUACCUGUACGAACAUGCAAGUGACACUAUUGGAUUGAGAAAGGCAAUCGAGAUAGGAAGAUGUAGAAACUUAACAACGCCAGUGUGUUCAGAAAAUAAAGCAUGGACAAAUGCAGUAGGUGAGGUGUUUGCUGGCAACAAGGACAUUAUUGCAGUAGCCGGAACGAUGCCAAACUCAAAUAACAGCAUUGUGGCGGUCUUCCGGGCGAACAAUGGACCAUGGGGGUUUGUCCAAGUACUCGGUGAAGACAUGAAAGAUCCGCACUUUGGAAGAUCCAUAGCUCUAAAUAAACGGUUUAUAGCAAUAACUACAGGAGAUGGAAAGAAUAGCUGCGUUGCAAUUUACUCCACUACUACACUGCUUCUCCGCCAAAUCAUCUGUUUAGCUCCAUCGUUAAGCCACACGGGACCACUAGCGAUGUACCUCACCAAGACUAAUGCUCUCGUUGUCCUUUCAAGGUCGUUAAGGUUGCUGCACGUUUAUCAGUUGCAUUCCACUUCCAGCACCUACCAGGUGGUCUGUGAGUACCGUGCGUGGGGUUAUAAGGAGGACUUGAGUGGGCAUCUGGACGUAAACGCCAGAACGGAAGGCUUUAUUGUCGCUCUAGGUAUCCAAACUGGCGGUGGUGGAGAAGGAGUACAGCUUCUUGGUUUUCAAGGAAUAUACUCAAAAGAUUCCCACGGAAAAGUGCCUGAAGAAUGCAUUAACCUAGGGACGGUUCUUGCCCGAGACAGCGGAUUGAGAGUCGAUGGACUAAGAACUCCAACAACAGUUGCGUUCAAAGGAAAUGCCAUCCUGUUUGGAUUACCUGGCGUACUUACGUGGCCUAAGAUUGACAACGAAAUGACUGGGAUAAGCACAGGAAGAGUAUUUAUGGCAGCAUAUUGUCCCUUAAAUCACUUCCGCAGUAGAGUUUCUGGCCUGCACAGCGUACGUCCUGUAUCAUGCUUACCUUGCAAACAGGGCAGAAAAUCAUUUGGUGGCUUUAGUGAAACUUGCUCAGAGUGUCCCAAAACAACAUGCCCUUCAUCUAAUGACCCUUACGUACUAUUAACAACAGGUAUCUGCGAUAAUGAAUGCUACGUUACUUCAAAAAACGGACGCAAUACCACCCAUGGAGUCAAUCUUCACCUAGGAAAUGGAUCCUUCUUUAUUCCUGGACCCAACAAAGUCUACACUAUAGAGUUUCUUGAAACUACGCGAGCCAAUCAGUCCACAAGCUCUAUAUCGGAAUCAUUCGUUAUCGACUCUACGGCUCCUGAAACUGGAGUCGUAUAUGAUGGUCUUGGCAGCGAUCAGAACUUAAACUGUUCCGAGAACACAACAUUUGGGGAAAACAGCCAGUGUUCUACUCGAAAAUUUCAAGAGACAGAUAUUGAUUUCACCAGUAAUAAGCAUGAGAUUCACGCUAGAUGGAUUAACUUCCUGGACAACGAAAGUGGCAUUGUCGAUUAUUUCUGGUGUGUUGGGUCUCAGCCAAUGAGAGAUGACAUUCGAGUGUGCGAAAGCACGGGAAUUAGACCCAACGGAAGUCACUAUGGGUUUAAAUUAGAGCACGGUGAUUCUUAUUACGUCACAGUCGUAGCCUGCAAUGGAGCCCGCAAAUGCUCAGCUGCACAUAGUGACGGUGUUACUAUAGACGUCACACCUCCUGUCAUGAAGUAUGUAAGAGACGGGGUCAUGGGACCAGAUAUAGACUACCAGGUAAAACUAUAAUGCCACUCUGAUGCACCUCCCUUUUUUGUCUAAGCAUGUUCUACAACAGUUGAACACAGGUCUGAAGGUGAAUUUCUAGUUAGAACUAACAUUGCCGCAUAACUGGAAAAAUAGCAGUUCUGUGAGGAAAACGGUAAGAAAACUUUAGAGCUGUGAAUAAAAGAAGAAUUUGUGAACAUGAAAAUAUUUUAGACUCCGCCCAUAAUAACCGUUAUUUAUACCCAAACUACUAUUUUUUGUCAGGUUUUUGUCGAUAUCAUUUUUGCUUACUUUUUGGCAAAAGACCCAGAAAGUGGAGUGACGUCAUACGAGGUUGCCUGGGGCACUGGACCAAAUGUGACAGACAUAUCAGACUAUGAAGAAGUCAUCAAUACCACGGUAUGGCGCGCCAAGCUUAAUGAUGCUGUACUUGAGAUCGGAAAAAAGUACUAUGCCACCGUAAGAGCGACAAAUGGCGCUGGUUUACUCUCAGAAAAGUUAUCUUCCAAUGGAAUAGUAGUCGGGAAAACUGAAUUUACCUUCGAAAAUUCAUCAAAAGGAUCGUUCUUCUUUGAUACCGUAAAUGUCAAAGAUGAUGGCACGCGCAAGGACGAGGGUGUGGGGCAGACAUAUGGGACAAUGACCAUACCCGAGGGUGCUGUUAAGGAGAAAGUGAAGCUACGAUGCUACAGGUUGGACGACGAGGCAAUAAGCAAUAACAAGACUGAAGAGGGGCCUCUCAGUGAUCCAGCUAAGACGAAACCAAAGGUAUGUGGCAAAAAUUCAGUUGCAGUGGAAUAGUGGCGCUAAGGAAAGGACUCCGGCGCACUUGGUAAAUAAAAUCGCAUCACGCCUAGCUAUGCUAACAAAAGAAAAAAGCUUGCGGGCAAACAAAAUGAUGUGGUGAAACACGUAGUUUAUAAUCGUAAGGCAAUACUUCUGGUCCUUACAUCAGUUUCAAAUUAUUGUUCUUCUUUACAACAGCAAUUCUUGCUUGGAAACUACAGUUUCAUGAUCAAAGCACUGAAUCCACUGAAAAACACCGUUACAGAAGGAUAUCGAUUUGUUAAGCCGAUCAAGAUCAGCAUGUUCUAUGACGUUGCUAACCUGGUAAAAGCUAAUGGAAAGCACGUGAACAACGAUCUUACCAAGGAGGAUGUAGAUCCUGUUUUGUAUCUGUGGGAUCCAGAUAACCAAACCUGGUAACAUUUUACUUUUUUGUUUUCUUUUACUUCUUUAAUUUACGCUCUAAAUUGAUCCUGAAAAUCCCUCCGUACAGUUGAAAUUUCUCUUUUGGGGGCUUGAAAGUACCAAAGCCGCUAAGUCGUCUCUUAUAUCAAAAGUACUUUUUAUUUAUUUAAUGAUAUUGUUCGUUAACAUAAGAUACAUUUUAAGACACCCAUGCUAAGGACAGAAGGUAGACAGUUACUCAAAAAGCUUCAUCAACAGCAAGAGUGAAAAUUUUACUUUCGAACUAAGCUUUUAUCACAGUUGCUUGUGACUGUAAACAUGACUUUUCCUCAUAAUGACAAACCUUGUGGUCAGCGUCAUAAGGAUCGUGCUCCGAUAUUACUACAGAAUAAACUGAUUUUCUUCGCAGCCGUCACCAAAGUCUCGACCUCGUUUCAUUGUUGAGCUCACUGGAGGUCUAUAAGCUAUUUUUGUACGACAUAGCGGCUUGUAAGGAGUUGGGGGUGUAGGAGAAAAGGAUGCAGUUCACGGAAACAGCCACCAGUUGGCUCCUAUUAGGCAUUUCUUUCUAUUAUACAGUCAUAUGGCGUUUGAAAAGGCACGUUCCCACCUGGCCCAAAAUGUUCCCUUUUACUGACAUCGAAAAAACUUUUUAAAAAUGAAUGUGCAAGGUCGCCUUGUGCAAUCUUUAGUUUUGCUUUGCUACUUGUUUUUUUGACUGAUUGAAAAUUCCGCGGUUUUUCUCAACUAAUCAGAAGAAAAAUCAAAAUUUAUAAACUCGUCCCACGGUCUUUACCCUUCAAAUUUCCAAGGAAAAAGCCCUGGCCCGAGGUUUACAAAACCAUUCACCAUUUCCCACGCUUGGUGCUUGGCGUAGUUCAUAACUGAGAGAUAUAAUGAGUUGCUUGCUGGAGAUGUGAUGUUUUUGCCCAGAGCAAACACUUUGAUUAGCAGGUCAUGUGAGGCUCUUGUCCAUCUGACGCAAAUAAACACGUGACAACAGUCAGCCAGCCAUAACAGUGUCCUCCUAUAUUUCUAAAUAAUUUAAUCAAUUACCUUUUAAGGUUCGAUGCAGCCCUAACAUGUCCAGAACCUUGGAGUCACGUGAACCGAUCCAUUAAGCUGUUGGAAGUAAACGUCUGUCACUUAACUCAGUUUGCAUUCUUCUGGACCUUCGCUGCGCGGAACGGCUUGAUCCUGUUUGACAAGAAAAAUUUAAGUAGGUAUCUUGGCAAAAAGUCUCCUCACUACGUUAUUGAAGGUCUACUUAUGAGUAAUACUGUUUUUAUGAAAGCUCAUUAACAAGAGUAAUAGCGACUUCGCAAUAAUCAGAGAUCUUAGGGGUACACUCGUCGGCCUCAUCAAACAACUCUAAAUAUGCUGAGCGGUUAACUACGUUGACUCAUUUCCCAUUUUUCUAUUUGCUCAGUUCAACUUCAAAAUUUCUCUGUGUGUUUGUGUCUAAUUCAGCUCCUUUUUUCGUUAAAAAUUAGCAUCUGUAUUAGUUAAAUCGACAACAUAAUGUUUCAGUACAUAUGCUGUAUGUUAGUGAGUGAUAUAGGCAAAAAGUACCACAUAACAUGAUAGUUCAAGACCUACGUUUAAUUGAUUACGAUAUAUCUGGUCUUAUCACUUUACAAAGAGUAAUAUCAUUCUCGCCAAUCACAAAAAAAGUACGAUCUUAGGCAUGCUAAUAGGACUAAUAAGCGAGGUUAAGUGACAUUUUUGGCCAUUUUCAGUUUUUUCUUUAGAUGGGAACAUCAAAGUCACGCUGACGCAGAAGACGGGCAAGUUAGAACUACCAGUUCGCCGAUCCAAAGGUUCUCAGGGUGACAUCACAGUGCGUUGGUCCCUGUAUCACAAUGAUUCAACAGACAUCAGUGACCUUAUAUGGCCCUCAUCUGGAACACUGUCAAUGACUGAUGGUCAGUGGAGUGGUUCUUUAACUGUGAAUGUUGCCAAUAACAUCAAGAAACUGCCUGGGAACGUGAUAUGGGUUAAACUCGUCGACACAACAGGUGGGGCCUUGUUAGCCUCUAAGAAUGAAACAGCCACGAAGAUCGUUCUCGUUUCCACUUUGAGGGAAAAACGCGGCAAAUGGUUUAUUAUUACAUUCUUUGUUUCCGUGGGAUCCGUGGUUACUAUAGUUCUAUUUUAUUGGAGAACACAAGGACGAUAAUGUUUCGGGAGACCCGGGACCAAUUUGUGUUGUUUUGCUCACCUGAAAAAAUGGCAUCAAAUCUGGCUCAGAGUCUGAGCGGGAGUCAGAGUGCGGUUUGCAAAACAGCGCAAACCCCAGUGAAUCCAUGAACCAAGCAGCUUGAUAAAAAUCUCUCUUUUUUAGCUCUAUAAGGCAAUUUUCAUGCUAGGCUACUGAUUUAGAAAUCGCUUUAUGUGCUCUCUUUAAUUGAUUUUCUGUUACAAACAGCCUUUGAAAUGAUUAAUUAAAAUUAUAAUAUAGGCUAAGUUCUUGACGUAAACAUUUCUUUGGUCCUUCUCCGGCUACGUCGCCCACAAACACGGUAAGGAUUAGAGAUCAAAUACUGGCAAAUUUUUAGUAGUAACUGUUACGCGGAACUUUUUCAGUUUUGUAGUAAACGUUACAAAUUGUUUAUUGUUAAGGGAACAACCUCAAUUGCGGUCACUUUUCCGCUUUCCCGUUUUCCGGUAGCUCUUAGUAGAAUAUCUUUCUUGUUCCAUUUGUUUGUAUGCACGUAAUUUUCAUUAGCAUAACUAACAGGGUUUGACAGCUUCAUUGAAGGCGAUCAGGGAAUUUGAAAGCGGUCAAAGAGGAACUACUAAGAUAUUUCAAAGUUGAUUCUAAUUUGAUUUUUUAUACGGUUAUCGUUAUUAAUUAAAAAUCAAGUUGUUAGAAGUUAGCGACCUUAAAAUUGACCUACACCCAUUACAAGAACGUUUUUGAGAAGAAACCUAUGAUGAUAUUGUUGAACUCGUUCUGAGUAAAAUGUUUAUUAAGACAUUGGAGUUAGCUGCUCUCACAAAUAAUGUAUUUCAGAGGCUAUAUGGUAAAAAAAGCAUCAGUUACAUGACAACUUAGAAUUUCAUGGUGAUUUACAUGACAACUGGAAAUGAGUUAAGAGUGGAAUUAACGAAAUAUCUAGCUAUGCAGGCAAAAAAACAUCACUUUUCUAUCUGCAUGAUUUAUUACUACACAGCAUUUUGUCAGAUUUUUUAUACAUAGUUAAAUCAGUCUGUUGUCAUAAUAUGCUUGUUGAUCAAUAAAAUCUUGAAAAAGACUU
Porites lobata is the source of this 25387-nucleotide messenger RNA. NCBI's taxonomy places the organism in Eukaryota, Metazoa, Cnidaria, Anthozoa, Scleractinia, Poritidae. The record is from the annotation of a GenBank genome assembly.